Messenger RNA from Saitoella complicata NRRL Y-17804, 884 nucleotides. RefSeq names its product Glyoxalase/Bleomycin resistance protein/Dihydroxybiphenyl dioxygenase. Lineage: Eukaryota; Fungi; Ascomycota; Saitoellomycetes; Saitoellales; Saitoellaceae. The annotation marks the transcript as partial. The transcript has a single exon. The record is from RefSeq and is a predicted model, not a curated record.
CAAUGAUGGAUUCCGUGCGUCGCCUCCUGUUGGUGUCGCGCGGGACGGGAUGCGUGGCCUCCUCAUGCUGAUGGAAAGCACUAAGAAGGACAGCAAAGUCUUGCCGCCAAUGCCGGAGGUUAGGGGUGUAGAGUUCGUGGAGUUCGCAGCGGACAAUGCCGCUGCACCGAAACUUGCCGCUACCUUCGCUGCAUUGGGUUUCGCACCAAGCAUGACGCACAAAACCAAAUCUGUGUCUGCGUUUGCGCCGGCGGGUGUUGGUGCUGAGGAGGGGAGGAAGACGAAGUUGUUGAUCAAUACUGAGCCGGAGUCGUUUGCGCAAAAUUGGUUUCAUAACCGUGGGUGUGGGCCGUGCGCUAUCGCGAUUCGUGUUUCGUCUGUCACCGCCGUUAUCGACCGUGCGGCUGCACUUGGGUACGAGAUUGUUCGCCAGGAGAAGGUCGGGGAGGGUGAGGCGAGACUCACGGCGGUCUUGGCGCCAGAUGGGAGUUUGGUCUAUUUCGUGGAUGAAGAGUGUGGAUUCUGGAAAGAGGAUUUCGAUGGAGCGUUGAUUGAGGAGGAGGAGAGAGAUGCGGGGGUGAGUUUGGAUCAUCUUGCACACGCAGUUUCCCCUGUCGCACUUCCAGCUCAUACGACCUUCUACCGUUCGUUGCUUGGGUGUACUCCGUCGAGUACGGUACAUGAGUUAACGGAUCCGUAUGGGACUACGAAGUCGAGUGCAUUUGUGGGGGGUGUUGGUGAUUGUUUGAGGUUCCCCAUUAACAUCUCAGAUGCGCGUGGGACGCUGACCGGACGGAUUGCGGAGGCGGGAGGAGGUGUUCAUCAUAUUGCGCUUUCUGUGCGGGAUAUUUUUGCGUAUGUUGAUGAAGUACGGGCGCGGGGUU